GGGCUGCAGCGGUUUUUGCAGUUUGCUCGCCAUCGCUGCCCACUGAAGCGCCUACGGAAUUAUGGUAGUCAAAGCAAAGAUGGGGAAUAUGGCAAGCAGAUUUCAGUCCUCUAAGGGACCAGAGGAAACCGGCGAAAGCAGCCGCAAACACAGGUGCGAUUGGAAGAGGAAACGGAACGCACAGUGUGACUGUGAGGAUGAGAAGGAGGAUGACGACCCCAUUCAAGAUACACCGCGCAGGCAAAAACUGAAAAGUACCUCCAAUUACAUUUAUCAAACGUUGUUCCUGAAUGGUGAAAACAGCGACAUUCGCAUCUGCGCGAUGGGACAAGAAUGGAACCUUCAUAAAUUGUACCUGUGCCAGUCGGGAUAUUUCUCCAGCAUGUUCAGCGGCAGUUGGAAGGAGUCCAACAUGAUGGAAAUCAACGUGGAGAUACCUGACCAGAACAUUAGCAUAGAAGCUCUGCAUGUUGUCUUUGGAUCCUUGUACCGUGAUGACGUUCUCAUCAAGCCCAGUGGUGUUGUCAGUAUACUUGCAGCUGCUUGUAUGCUACAGCUGGAUGGUUUGAUCCAGCAGUGCGGCGAGACAAUGAAGGAAAACAUCAGCGCAAAGACUGUGUGCAGCUACUACACGUCCUCUUGCAUCUACGGCUUGGAGUCCGUCAUGAAAAAAUGUCUGGAGUGGCUUCUAAACAACCUCAUGACGCACCAAAAUGUGGACUUGAUGAAAGAAAUUGGAACGGACAUGAUGGAGCAGCUCAUCCAGUCAUCGGACUUGUUCGUCAUGCAAGUGGAGAUGGACGUCUACACUGCUCUAAAGAAGUGGAUGUUCCUGCAGCUCAACCCUAUGUGGGACGGACCCAUUAAGCAGCUUCUGGCCGAUGCCGAUGCCUGGCUGUGCAAGCGCAGGAAUGACCUGUGCUCAACAGACCUGUGUGCGGGGAUGCCCUUCCUAGAUACAGAGGAGGGUGCCCCCUUUCUCUCUGUCUUCAAAUACGUGCGUCUCCAGUACAUCAUCAACGACCUCGCUUCGGCACGCAUUCUGGAGCGUGACAACAUUUUUUCUCGUGAUUGGUUAACAACAAUAUACAAAACGCAGUGGUUUGCCAUGUUGCGGACAGAAUUUGACAAUGAUAAUGGUCCGCAGGAAGUCAACAAAGAGGAGCUCGAGUUAUGCAGCAUGAGGUGUGGCAGGAAACUGACCAAAGAUGGAGAUUACUGCUGGCGAUGGACUGGUUUCAACUUUGGCUUCGACCUGCUGGUGACCUACACCAACCGCUUCAUCAUCUUCAAAAGGAACACACUAAGUCAGCCAUGCGGGGGCGCUGUGAGCUUGCAGCCCCGGCGACACCUGGCAUACAGGUUACGCUUAGCCUCCUUUGAUAAUCUUGGCAAGCUAGUGUGCAGCCGCUCUACCGGUUACCAGCUUCUCACACUUGAGAAGGACCAGGAAUACGUGGUAAUGAACCUGGACAGUCGCCUGCUGUCCUUCCCGCUCUACGUGUGCUGCAACUUCCUGUACACGUCAUCGUACGCGGACCACCGGCCGGACCCCUCGGAUCAAGAGGGAAGUGCCCGCAGCAUAUCCUGAUCGACUCGCGGUAGCUGCCACCCGUUCCUGUGGUAACGUUGGCACUGUUUGUACGGUCCGCCGGGACUUUCAACAUCACAUAUUUUAUCACCUGUAAGCCAGCGAGGGGAACAUGUCUCUGAUGUGUCACAUGGAGGCCGGUGUCAUUCCAUUUUAGCAUGAAGCUGCAUACGUCAAUAUGGGAACUUUCCAUUCGUACACUUAUGUUGACGACACCGUGUUCCACAAACCAGUCACCUCACUUCAUUGACGGGAACAUUGAUGGGACUGUCCCACGGACUUCUGGAAGUCAGAAAACGGCGACAUUCCCCCUUUACCAUCUGGGCAUCACAAAGCAGGAAUUUCUGGAAUUGCGCCUUUUCUUACCAAGAGGUAAAAUACUAUCACAGCAGCAGCUGUUUUAAUAAGAUAAGUGGAACUGUUACAAUUUGCUGUGAAAUGAAGAUGUGGUGUUAAUGGACACAAUCUACACCUCAACAGUUUCUUGUUUUCACCUUGUAAGUACAUCUUAAAUGUGUAAAAUAAAAAACUAACUCGUAA
This is a messenger RNA of Phycodurus eques (leafy seadragon), 2131 nucleotides long. It is a transcript of the gene gmcl1, whose product is annotated as germ cell-less, spermatogenesis associated. NCBI's taxonomy places the organism in Eukaryota, Metazoa, Chordata, Actinopteri, Syngnathiformes, Syngnathidae. Gene Ontology annotation, molecular function: protein binding. The transcript has 15 exons. The record is from RefSeq and is a predicted model, not a curated record. Bases 62 to 1591 code for a protein of 509 amino acids. Gene Ontology annotation, biological process: germ cell development.